AUGUCGAGCAUUUCGUCACCACACAGUUCUGCGCGGGGAACUGCCUAUAGGCCGUCGACGCCAGACCAGAUGAGACCUACGCUUUCGCGACCGAGCACUUACUCUGUUGCGCCAAAAUCAGAAUUCCUACGACAUGCGCUGGAAGCACGGAGGGCACAGAACACACCAACUCCUUCGCCUCAGGAAGUCAAGGCGCCACCGCCACCAACGUCGAUGCCCUUGGAUAUACAUACACCCAAAACCUCACCCGAUGUCUUUGACGAGUUUGCCCUCACCGAGGAGCAAACAACACCCGUUUCGCCCAUCCGGCGACGAAGACCUAGCGAUGUUGGCACGCCGCGCUCCAAGACGAAUCGAGACCUCACCAAUGAUAUCCAGAAGCUAAAGGAGUCGUUAAUGACUUCCAACAUGCGGGUGGAGCUGCUGAAGAAGGACAACAGAGAGUUACAGCACCAACUGACGGCUACAAAGGAACAAGUUGAGCGACUUGAGCCACUGGAGGAUGAAAACUACGAGCUGCGUGCGGAGAACAAACAACUGAAACUCAAACUGGAUAAGAUGAGUGAGGAAAUCUCCAGCUUACGAGAAGACAACGAAGAACAGCGGAUGAACAACGUGGAGCUCACCGCUAUAGCAAGCGAGACUGCCGCGCACUUCGCAGAACACGAGACUGCUCUUGCAGAAGCGGCCGAGUGCAUCAUCAAGAUGGAGGAGGAAAAGGCCUUACUCGACAAGGAACUCAAGAUGCUCAAAGAGCGCGUCAUGGUGAUAGAAAGCCAUUCUCCCGCUAGCACACUCGUCAACACUCCUGGAAAGUACCCGCCUAGCGUCUACAGUGUGGACGAGGAACGGCCCACUACUUCUCAUUUCGACUCGGAUUACUACAGCCAGGUAGAGGACACGCCGUCAGUCAAGCCGAGCCAUGAAUCGAUAAGGUCGUUUACGCCUUCAGAACGGUCAAAGAAGUUUCUUGACUUGACCGAAGAGCGGCGGAAGUCUGCUCGAGACCUGUCUGAGCGUAUGUCUGCUGUCUCUCUGAAGGCAUUACGCGAAGCGUCUCCCUCCCCACUUCCAGAAGUUCCUCAGGUUCCCACUACAUACCAACAAGAGAUUCCGACAAUCAUCGCCGAUGACAGGUCUGCCACCCCCUCCAGGACUCCCGUACCUCAUCGCCAAGGUUACCAGCCGCCCUCACGGUCUCUGAUGGACGCAGCAGAGAUCUCCCCAGCUCGGCCGCAUACAGUUGCCCCACAAUCUCACGAACGCCAACCGGACGGUCUGCGAGGUUUAUAUCGCCCCCGUAGGACUUUGUCAGGCAGGAAAUCAAGUGAUCGCCGCCCGUCAUCAAGUUACGUCCCAAACACCACCAGCACUUCCGCCAGUUUUGCAGGUCGCCAACAGUCCAUGCAAGAGACUUGCCCUCAGGUCCCUUCACGCAGCACCAGCAAGCGUGCGAGUACUACAAAUUCAGACGAGCACCUUCAACGCCGCAUACCACACCGCCGAACAACCGAUGCUGACAGACCAUCCACCAUGUAUACACUCCCCAACGCGGACCUCAUGUCAUCAGGGUGGGAAAUGAUAUCCUCCGAUUCCUCCCCUCCUCCCGUCUCCAAUGCCUCCACAACCGAUCUAACCUCGGUUGUAGAUCCACGCGAAGACAGGGACGGAUGGUGGCGCAGUUUAGAUCGUCUGACUCUACCUCAAGCACUGGCUCAGCAGCAACAACAACAACAGCAACAACAAAAGGAUCAACGGGAUCAACAGACACCGCGACCUUCUAAACCUCAUUCUAGGUCGAGAUCGGUUGCUCCCCUUCCGCCUCCUAUUGACACUGGCAAUCCCACUACGCCGCUGACGGCUUUGAAUAGUCAUCCUGUCGAACAGGACUUCUUGUUCAAUGUCAAAGAAAGCGAAGACGACUUUCUGCGAAAGACCAGGGGUAGUGUU
Messenger RNA from Alternaria alternata, 1950 nucleotides. RefSeq lists its product as hypothetical. The transcript has 2 exons. The annotation marks the transcript as partial. NCBI's taxonomy places the organism in Eukaryota, Fungi, Ascomycota, Dothideomycetes, Pleosporales, Pleosporaceae. The record is from RefSeq and is a predicted model, not a curated record.